ACCAUGCCUCGGGCCCAUAUCCACUAUUCCUAUUCCUACUAGGAAUAGGCUCUCGGUUACGUUUCCUGAUCUUCCGAGGAUUACUCCCGUCACCGAUCUCCCACAUGCGUUCCGGUAAUCAACUGCUUUUCCUACUCCUGCGAGGACUAGUAUUUGCGCCUUGUCUAUUCCUACGAGGAUUAGGCAUGCCGCCUUGUUCCUACAUUGUUCCUCGCGCGUUUCGCCGUGCGCCCCGCAGUCGUCGUCCGGCACUCCUACGCCUACGCGGUCUAGGCCAUCGCCCGUAUCACCCAGCGCGUCGCUGCCCAUCGUCCGCACGUCCCUGCCACAUCCGUGCAUACUGCGCACGCCCAGCGUGGUCCGCUUAUCGCCCAGCGCGCCCAAUGCCCGCGCAUCGCCCAUCGCUCGAUGCGCGCCCAUCGUCCUGUUCCGUCCACCCGCGCGCAUCAUGGGCCGAUGCGCGCCAUUCGCCCAUGAGCCGAUCGCCGUCGCCCUUCUCGUCGGCGAUCGCCACUGUUGGUUCAGGCCAUGGAUCCCAACCUUUCAACCUCUCACAAUCCUCGGCCGGUAUCCACCAUCCUUUGUCAACCCAUCGCAAUCCACGCCGUCUAGCCUCUUUCUUUCGCGCUCGUCUCUUCCUUGUACAAGGCUUACACCAACAACAUGAUUCCUUAGUCUUCGCCUUGCGUUUCCUUUGUGCUCGUUUGGUCUUGCGCUUCUUGAUCUUCAACUUAGCCCGUGGCCCACAUCCUCUCGGCCAGUCCCUCUUGCAUGAUGGUCGAUAUAUCGGACUAGAUGGCUCCUCCAACAUGUUUUCCAACCAAAUAUCGAGACCAUCGUCACCCUCCUCAUCGGACUCGCCGGGGUUGAUGAUCACUUCCUUAUCAUUCCCCUCCUCUUCAAGACUUUCCUUGUCCUCAAGGAUUAGAAACUGUAUGUAUGAGAGAAGACAUCCCUCUCCCCUCAUCUUUUUUUUUUCAGCCGCCUCCUCUCUUCCCUCCCUCACUCUCUCCCUCGCCGAUCUCUCUCGCUCUCUCUCCCUCCCUCAGCCUGUCCGUUCAUCGCGAGCCCUUCCCCUGCCGUCGCCCGUCCCGCAGGCCAGCCCCGAUCGCACGACCAGGCCAUUGGAGCACCCCCAGGCCUCAGUUCACGCCUCCCCGUCGUCACCCGUUGCCCAGCAGACGCGCACGAGACGCCCCGGCAUCCCGCCAGCGCCCGCAAGCCCGUCUCCCCGCACGUCCGCGAUCUCCCUCGGCGCUUCGAUCCCUCUCUCAUGCGAUUUAUCCCGAGAAUGGUACAAGGCUGAUACUUUUCAGUAUUUUAGUAUAUAUAUGCUAUAUGAUGAUACCUUAGGAGCCAGCGUCUUCUCAAAGAUUGAUUUGCGAUCCGGUUAUCAUCAGCUAAAGAUCCGAGAGUCGGAUAUUUCCAAGACUGCUUUCCGUACUCACUAUGGCUACUAUGAGUUUGUAGUCAUGCCCUUCGGACUCAGUAAUGCCCCGGCCAUCUUCAUGGACCUUAUGAAUAGAGUCUUCCAUCCUUUUCUAGACCAGUUCGUCAUUGUGUUCAUCGACGACAUUCUGGUUUAUUCCCGAGAUGUCGAUCAGCACAAGGAGCAUUUGAGGAAUUUGCUAGAGACUCUUCGCCGCGAGAAGUUGUAUGCAAAGUUCUCGAAGUGCGAAUUCUGGCUGCAGCGUGUGGCAUUCCUUGGCCACAUUGUGACAGCUCGAGGCAUUGAGGUGGAUCCCAGCAAGAUCGAGGCAGUGAGCAAGUGGGAUACGCCAAGAAGUGCCGCGGAUGUUCGUAUUUUCCUGGGGUUAGCAGGAUACUACAGGAGGUUCAUCGAGGGCUUCUCGAAGAUAGCCCAGCCGCUGACCAACCUUACGAAGAAUGCCGUGAGGUUUGAUUGGAGUGCUCAGUGCGAGGAGAGUUUCCAGGAGUUGAAGAGGAGACUCACUACCGCACCGGUUAUAGCCAUACCCGACCCUACUUUGGAGUUCACCGUCUAUAGUGAUGCUUCGAAGAUGGGUUUGGGGUGCGUCCUUAUGCAGCAAGGGAAAUUCGUAGCCUAUGCUUCGAGGCAGCUGAAGCCUCACGAGCAGAACUAUCCCACUCAUGAUCUUGAGUUGACCGUUGUUGUCCACGCAUUGAAGAUUUGGAGGCAUUAUCUCUAUGGAGUCAAGUGCGAGAUCUUUACCGACCACAAAAGCUUAAAGUACAUUUUCACUCAGAAGGAGCUGAACAUGAGGCAGCGUAGGUGGUUGGAGCUGGUCAAGGACUACGACUGCACCAUUAGCUACCACCCUGGGAAAGCUAAUGUAGUGGCCGACGCCCUUAGUCGGAGGAGCCAUGGCCAGUUGUCUUGCGUGUUCACCAAGCAGGAUGUUCUUCUUUGGGAGUUCGAGCGAUUGCAGUUGGAGGCA
Striga hermonthica is the source of this 2420-nucleotide messenger RNA. The record is from the annotation of a GenBank genome assembly. Lineage: Eukaryota; Viridiplantae; Streptophyta; Magnoliopsida; Lamiales; Orobanchaceae.